ACGCCCUAAAACCCUUCCAAUUUUUCACCCCUCCUUCUCUCUUCUAAAUCCCUCCGUCACGCUUUUCAAAGCUCUCAAUUAUGCACACAUACAGUUCUUGUAAAACCACUCACUAGCAAUUCACUAUUGUUCUUCAAAAAUCAAAGAGUAUAUAUAUAUAUACACAUACAACAAUAUACAUGAACAAAUGUCUAGUGCUAUAAGAUUCUCUCUGCCCUUCAAAUCACUCCGUUUUUCAUGUGAUCAACACUACCCAAAAUCAGCCUUUAGGAGAGCUUCUUUGGCGACUAAGCAUGAUGUUUGUUCGAGAAAGAUAGAUUUGAAUGGUGGGUAUGAUCGUAUUAAGGCUUUGACUAGCCACAGCGAAGAAGGGUCUGUUCAGGGGCUCGAGUCUUCGCUUGCUUCGGUCAAGUUAGAACCCAUUUCAAGCGAGAGCCAGUUCGAUCGAGUGGUUGCCGAGGCUCAACAGCUCGAAGAAUCGGUUGUAAUUGUGUGGAUGGCAAGCUGGUGCAGGAAAUGUGUAUAUUUAAAACCAAAAUUGGAAAAAUUAGCAGCAGAUUACUAUCCAAGGACACGAUUCUAUUGUCUAGAUGUGAAUAAUGUUCCACACAAGCUUGUGGUUCGUGCAGGAGUCACUACUCCGAAACUUAUGCAGAAAAUGCCUACCAUACAGCUGUGGAAGGAUGGCAAGAAACAGGCAGAGGUGAUAGGAGGCCACAAAGCAUACUUGGUGGUUAAUGAGGUUCAGGAAAUGAUUGAAAAUGAGUCUACCGUAAAUAUCAUUGUUUUUACUGGAACAAGUGAUAUUUGAGAAAUUGCUGCCCCAAUUUUUUUGUGGAAACUGAUGCGUCCUACCGGACCGAAAGCUGGUGGUUCUCCAUGAAAACAAUAUCGGUUACUGUUGCAUACAUUGGCAUGAAAUCUUGUUUGUUCUUCUUGAAUGGCUAUGAGAUGUAUUGGUAAGUUGUAUAGGGAAGAGGAUUAAAUCAAACAAAACUAAGCUUGGUGCCACAGCCAGAAUUUACUUGGUACUAUAUUUAUGUAUGUUCUCUUGAAACAAAUACAUUUGAUUUUUUUUUUCUUUUUUGUAUUUGUGUUUGUAGUUGAAGGCCUGUUUUCCUUUUGCUAUUGUA
Camellia sinensis is the source of this 1133-nucleotide messenger RNA. It is a transcript of the gene WCRKC2, whose product is annotated as WCRKC thioredoxin 2. The record is from RefSeq and is a predicted model, not a curated record. Gene Ontology annotation, cellular component: chloroplast stroma. Lineage: Eukaryota; Viridiplantae; Streptophyta; Magnoliopsida; Ericales; Theaceae.